GGCAGGGACUCCUAGUUGGUCCCUUCCAAUUCACACCCCUUCUGCUGUCCCCUGAGCCCACCUCUUCUGUUAUUCUCCCUUAAACUUCACUCAGUCAGCGUCCUGUUUGCCUUUGAAGAGGCUCUGUUCUGAUUCCCCCAUCUUUUGACACUUGAGAGAAGAGUGAAGGAAAGUCUUGUAGGUGUACAUUGCGUAGGUCAUAGGGAAAGAGAGUUGGAGAGAAGAGGCUAAAGGGUGCUUUGCUGCCUUUUGCCUUUGCUGCCUUUGCUGCCUUUGCUGCCUUUGCUGCCUUUGCUGCCUUUGCUGCCUUUGCUGCCUUUGCUGCCUUUGCUGCCUUUGCUGCCUUUGCUGCUGUCGAUCAGGACUAGCUGAGUGGAAGAGCCCCUGCUGAAAAGCUCAGCAGCCGGUCUUUUCCUUCCUGCUGGCCUCUCUGUCAUCUGUCCAUGCAGUAAGGGGAGAGAAAAACAGAGCAGGCUAUAGAAGGUUGGCUCAUCAGGACUCGCUGUCUUUGGUCUGUGGUAGUUAUUUUUGAAGGGAGUGUUUGGGGAGGUUCAGGGUGUUAAGGCUGCAGGUGGUGCUAGGGAGUUUGUUUGGCCAUGCAGCAAGCUUGGGAUCGGACAAGUAGCACUGACUUGGUCAAGAGAGGCCAUACAAAAAUGCUGGGAAAAGGACAAAGUGGCGGAUACCCCCCCGAGACAACGAGUGAACUCUUGCAGAGCAGGUCACAGAAGGGAAAGUUGUCUAAGCAAAUUUUACCUUGUACCACAGUCCCUGCAGCUCUUCAGCAACACACUGACGUGGGAAAAUGCCACUGGAAAGCCUCAGUGCGGUGCCUGUGGACAGUGCCGAUAAGAAGAGCCUCCAGAUAGGGGGCCAGCUGCCAGGCGGUGUGCAGGUGGGACCUCAGCAGCAGAACCAGCAGCUCCUCCUGACCCCAGCCAGCCUCCAGCUCGCUCAGCUCCAGGCCCAGCUUACCCUCCAUCGCCUGAAACUGGCUCAAGGGGGCAAUACAGCCACUGCUGCCACUGUUCUCAAUCAGGUUCUUUCCAAUGUCGCCAUGUCCCAACCUCUGUUCAAUCAGCUACGGACUUCAACUAUGGUUGGGAACCCUCAGGGUGCCUUCCCCACUGGGGUGCUAGGUUUUUCCUCCUCCAAUUCAGCCUUGGGGGCCUUGGUGGGUGGUGGAUUCAAUCAAAACCCAGGAAAUGUGAGACUGAACCAUCCUGGUGGAGGGGGCACAGUGGGCCAACAGGGUGCGGAGUAUGGUAAAACCUCAGGAUCAACAUACCCUUGUGAUACUGACAGGCGUGUUCAAUACAACUUAGUUGGGGGGACAUCUGCAGCAUCCGCCACUGCUGGUGAUGGACAGUACUCAGUGAUUAACACUCAGGCAAAAAACAUGAACAAUGUUGGUUUUCAGAGAGAUUUCUAUAGGCAUGAUAUGCUGGGGCAACAAUCUGGGUUUAGUGUCAAUGAGCAGAACAUGCAUGUUUAUAACUCCACUGGGCAUAAGGAGCAAUGGAAAGGCCCUGCUAACUUGAGCCACACUGGAAAAGUGGAUAUGGUUUCUAACACUGCCAAUGUGUGGACAGCAGCUGGGCAGCAAAUUCGGCCCAGAACGGAACUGUAUAACCCAGAGGAGCCAACCCCUGAUCCCAAGUUUAAUCCCAGUAGCGGGGUUUCCUCUUUUGCUUCCAGUGGCACACAGGGGUUUGGGGGCUACCAGCCCCUGCAUGGAAGUGAGGAAACCCUAUCCUCAGGUACCAGGACACUUCAGCCUUAUCAAGUCAAUGAUUACCAUGCCGUCACACCCAAUCAACUGCCACACCAGUGUAGCAUCUGUGACAAGAAGGUCUACAACCUCAAGGACUGGGACCAGCACGUGAAGGGAAAACUACACCUGCAGAACCGAACCUUGUACACAAAUGAAAGCUCCGCAGUGGUAUCAGCUGGAGCUGUUCACUACCCUGUCAGUAGGUCUUCUGAUGGAGGUCUAAACCCCGGAGGGACAAACUCCAUGGUCUACUCAGCUGCAAGUCAAGAUGUAUCCUCAGGAGCCAAUACAUCAUACUUGCCAGCUGCAGCUAUGAAGACUUAUACCCCGUCAGACACAGGAUUUGCCGCACACCAGCCAGAGUCAAAGCCAUUUUCACCCAGAAAGGCCACAGCAGGGCGAGUCAUUCACAUCUGCAACCUCCCUGAAGGCAGCUGCACAGAGAAUGAUGUCAUCAACCUGGGACUACCCUUUGGCAAAGUCACCAACUACAUCCUCAUGCGCUCUACCCAUCAGGCAUUUCUGGAGAUGGCGUAUGUUGAAGCAGCUCAGGCCAUGGUUCAAUACUACCAACUUACUCCAGCAAUGGUUAACAAUCAGAAACUACUCAUACGAAUGUCUAAGAGGUACAAGGAGCUGCAACUCAAGAAACCAGGUAAAGAUGUUCAAUCGAUCAUCCAGGAUCUCACCUCUCAGAGAGAAAGGGAUGAGAUGCCAGAAGUUGAAUACUACAUGCCAGAGAGAGCACGCUCCCGCAGCCCUAUCAGCCGCUCUCUGAGUCCUCAUUCCCACAGCCCCAGUUUUACAUCAUGCAGCUCAGCCCACAGCCCCCAGGGGGCACCAUGCAGGGGUCCGGAGAGAGGCAGCAAUGGCUUGGGCCCCCGCCGGGGCUCUUGGGAUAGGUCAUCACACUUACGCAGGGGUGAGGAUGAAAGGGAGAGGGAUGACCCAUGGAGGAAUGGGGGCAGCGUGGAUGACGAUCGGCCCAAUGGAAGGGCAGCUGACUGUCGGAAGGCUUACCAGAAACCCUUGGAUCAUAUCAGCUCGAGAUCUGCAGAUGAGCGAGGAGGAGGAGGUGGUGAAGGAAUGAGGGGCAACAGAGACUGGCACCCACGAGGCAGCCCUCAAGGCAUGUCCUUCAACUCUUACAGGAAUAUGGAGGACGAUUUCUACAUGAAGGAACAAAUGUACAAGUCAGACAAGCCGCCCAGACCUCCAUACCAAAGGCAUGACGCAAAGCCAAAGAGGAGGGAUGGUGGUGACUACCACAGUAGAUCGAGGCACUCAGAGUUUGAGAUAACUGAGGAGCCACUUCGCAGAACACUAGAAGACAAGAGGCAGGGUUCACCAGGCAGGGGCAGGAACAAAAAGAUAAGCAGGAGGCACACCACUGUGGAAAAACAUGAGAAAGAAAAUGCUACUGAAAAUACCGAUCGCCAGUCAAAAGAAAAAUCUGUUUCACCUCAACAAAGCAAUACGCCAAAAGAAGCUACUGAAUGUAGUACAGAAAGAGACACUGUGAAGGAGUGGGGAAGUGGAGAUGACACUGAUGAAGAGUGUUGGUAUCCUAAGAACAUGGAGGAACUUGUCACUGUAGAUGAAGUGGGAGGAGAAGAUGAUUCCAUAAUUGAGCCGGAUCUUCCAGGGCUGGAAGAGUAUGUAUCCUGCCCCAAAGAGUCUGCAGAGGAAAAAGCAGCCGAGGAGCAUAUAUUACCACCUACCUCCUCCUCGUCCUUGGAGGUGCAGGAGACGUCCAACGAGACGUCUAACCAGGAAAAGGAUGCUGGAGGCCCGGCAGAAACAUCUGUAGAUGAGAAACCAGGGAAUGUUUUAACUGCAACCAGUCCUGAAGACCAGACACUCAGUCCAGAGAUUGCUGAGCUCCCAAUCACUAACCUUAGUGACUUCCCCAGUGAGGAGUUCAAGGCUGCACUGGAGGAGACAUGUUUAAAGGAUAAAGUAACCAAAAGUGGGCCCCCAAAGGAGCCAAUGGAAAAUCACAUGUGUGUAUCAGAGGACAGCCAAACCCUGGAAGUAGGACAGGUCACAGAAACAAUCAGUAAUGGGGUUCAACACAAGGAUGCUGAUAUGCUUAAAAAAGAGAUUGAGGCCCCCUCGCCGUCUCGUGAGCAAGACAAAGCUGUCAGUGAACACAGCAUCCCUUUGGGUGUUGAGUUUGUUGUGCCGAGGACCGGCUUCUACUGUAAACUCUGCGGACUGUUCUAUAAUAGUGAGGAGACUGCAAAGACCACUCACUGCCGCAGCACCGUACACUACAGGAACCUACAGAAAUACCUGUCCCAGCUGGCAGAGGAGAGUCUGUCGGGAAUACUUGCUGAACCCUCAGCUGCACACUGACGUCAGCUUGACCUCUCACGUCUUGUACAGCAAACAGCAGAGGAAAGAUUCUCGUAUGUGUGCUGUUUGUGCAAGGCUAUGCACAACUACAGCAUAGAUAAUGUGACUCAUGGAAGCUAGAGCAUGUUCGACAAUUGCACUGCUUUUCUUGUUAUGGGAUAAGGGAUGUUUAGAUGUCUUGGUACUGACAAUCCCAGCCAUAGAUUAUCUCAAUUUUGUACAAAGCUGAGGUGUAAUGUAUAUGGAGGCUACAAUAUGUAAUUGCAUCUUUGGAGGGUUAUCAAUUUUCUUACAGUUUGCUUCAUUUGGACUGUGUGUGAUAAAAAAAAAUGUUAUUUUUUUUGGAACGGAAAUGUAUUUGCAAUGAUGAUUAUUACUGAAAAGACACAUUUUUAUAGAAUGGGCUUCAUGUUAGUAAAUUUUCUGAGUUUGAAUCAAUUUUAGCAAUGAUACAUUUACAGCUGCAAAAUGACUUGAAAUAUGUGCCAAGGAAUGUUUUUACUCAGUUAAAAAACUUAGUCAGAUUCUCAGGUUUGUUGUAUUUGUUUAAUAGAUUUGCAAUGUUUAGCUUAGUACACAACAAUGCAUUUGUAUUUAAUGUGAGGCUUUUAAUGCACAGUACAUACAACAGUAGCUGUCUGUCAGGUAAAUGUAAAUCACUUGAUAAUCAUGCAGGAUAUUUAUUUUCUCAAAGUUUUAUAUUGGAUUGAAUUCAUAAGACAAUCCCAGUCAUAUUUGCCGACAUAUGUAACGCCUUAAAUAUCAAAGACCUUAAACUGGACCAUGUGUUUAAUUUAUCAGAGUUAAACAUGCAAUGUUUCAUGUUUAGUGAAAGUGAUUUGUUCAGAGGGAUUAUCACGCCAGACUCUGUUUUUGUAUACUGUGAAUACUGAUCCUGUGACAUCAAUUAUAGGGUUGUUUUCUUUGACAAACUUUUCAUAUGAUUUUUGAUGCAAAAAAACAUGAAUAAACAUUUUAAACGUGUGUCAA
Molecule: messenger RNA, 5122 nt
Organism: Perca flavescens (yellow perch)
Lineage: Eukaryota; Metazoa; Chordata; Actinopteri; Perciformes; Percidae
Gene: rbm20
Product: RNA binding motif protein 20
Exons: 15
Coding region: 806-4132 (1108 amino acids)
Cellular component (GO): nucleus
Molecular function (GO): zinc ion binding; RNA binding
Source: RefSeq, a predicted model, not a curated record